This is a messenger RNA of Columba livia (rock pigeon), 9940 nucleotides long. It is a transcript of the gene NRXN3, whose product is annotated as neurexin 3. The transcript has 21 exons. The record is from RefSeq and is a predicted model, not a curated record. Bases 795 to 4964 code for a protein of 1389 amino acids. Lineage: Eukaryota; Metazoa; Chordata; Aves; Columbiformes; Columbidae.
GCGUGCGCGGGGCUCGGGCUGCUCCGGCACCGCGGCGCGCUCAGCCCUGCGCAGCUCCGCCCGCGGCUCGCACGGCUCGGCGCGGCACGGCACGGCUCCGCUCGGCGCGGCCAGCCCAGCCUCCCCGGGACCCCCGCGAGCCUCCGCGGCUGGGGCCACGCUGGAGCCCCCUGCCUCGCAGCGGAGGCAAGCCGCGAGUUGGCGCGGCGGCCGGCGGCCGCCCGGCUGCGGAGGUCCUGCAAGCUCUGUGAGUGCCAAGCAGUGAAUUAUGGGCUGGGUAACCACCAGUGCAUCAUGAAGAUUGACUUUAUUUUUGCCCUCCCGAGGAUCACGUGCUUUAUGAAUUCACUCUCUCCUCCAUCUCAUUGCCACUUCUGUCAAUAUUGUCAUCACUGCUAGGAAACCAGAAUCUGAGACUUGGACUUCAGCUCUGCCUUUCCUUGCUCCCUGGAACAACCAGUGUCAGCUGUAUGUCCUACUAAACAAACCACUGUGGGUUAUUCUGCCCUUCACAAAAGUACACUGUCUGGAGAAGUUACUUCAUACACCCUGUAAUUCUGAGAUAAAAGCUUCUGGAUCCUGAAGGAUAAUUGAGAUCUUUCUCUGGGGAGAAGACAUUUCCUCUUCAUCACGUGUACUUGCUAUCUCUUUUUCCACUUACUCUUCAUCUCUCUUUGUCACUUUCUGUGCUUUCCUCUUCCUGUUGGAUUUAACAUUUGGCAUUGACUGCUGAGGUUCUCCUCCCAGUAGUGUGGCAUUUGUUUUUCUCCUAGGGAGGAGCAGAUUCUUAAACAAUGGGCUUCACUCUGCACUCCAUCUACUUCACCUUGAAGGUGAGUUUGCUGCUGGGCUCCUUGCUGGGUCUCUGUUUGGGUCUGGAGUUCAUGGGCAUCCCCAACCAGUGGGCCCGCUACCUCCGCUGGGAUGCCAGCACUAGGAGCGAACUCAGCUUCCAGUUCAAGACCAAUGUCUCUGCUGGGCUUCUCCUCUACUUUGAUGAUGGUGGUGUCUGUGACUUCCUCUGUCUGUCCCUUGUUGAUGGGCGCAUCCAACUCCAGUUCAGUGUGGACUGUGCGGAGACUACGGUUAUCACAGACAAGCAGGUCAAUGACAGCAACUGGCACUUCCUGAUGGUCAGCCGCAAUCACCUUCGGACGGUGCUAGUGCUGGAUGGUGAAGCCAAGCCGGGCGAGGUGCGUCCGCAACGCCAGUAUAUGAAUAUCGUCAGUGACCUUUUUGUUGGUGGAGUCCCGCUGGACAUCCGUCCUGCUGCCUUGACCCUUGAUGGUGUUCUGAGUCAGCCUCCAUUUCAAGGAUUUAUCCUGGAUCUGAAAUAUGGCAACUCUGAGCCGCAACUCCUGGGCAGUCAAGGGGUCCGACUGGAAAUGGAAGGGCUCUGUGCAGAAAACCCCUGCGAAAACGGUGGCACUUGCUUCCUUCUGGACGGCGAACCACACUGCGACUGCUCAGCCACUGGAUAUGCUGGCAAGCUAUGUUCUGAAGCACGAGAUGAGAACAUGGCCACUUUCCGUGGUUCCGAAUACCUUUGCUACGACCUGUCACAGAACCCCAUUCAGAGCAGCAGCGAUGAGAUCACUCUCUCCUUCAAGACCUGGCAACGCAACGGGCUCAUCCUGCAUACCGGCAAGUCAGCUGAUUAUGUCAACCUGGCCCUGAAAGAUGGUGCAGUCUCCUUGGUCAUUAACCUGGGGUCUGGGGCCUUCGAGGCCAUUGUGGAGCCAGUCAAUGGCAAGUUCAAUGACAACGCGUGGCACGACGUUAAGGUGACACGAAACCUGCGGCAGGUGACAAUCUCUGUGGAUGGCAUCCUUACCACCACGGGCUACACGCAAGAGGACUACACCAUGCUGGGCUCGGAUGACUUCUUUUAUGUGGGAGGGAGCCCCAGUACUGCUGAUUUACCUGGCUCUCCAGUAAGCAACAACUUCAUGGGCUGCCUCAAAGAGGUUGUUUAUAAGAAUAACGACAUUCGUCUGGAACUGUCUCGCUUGGCACGGAUUGGUGAUACUAAGAUGAAGAUCUAUGGGGAAGUUAAAUUUGUAUGUGAGAAUGUGGCUACACUGGAUCCCAUCAGCUUUGAAACACCUGAGGCUUAUAUUAGUCUGCCUAAAUGGAAUACCAAAAGGAUGGGCUCCAUCUCAUUUGAUUUCCGAACCACUGAGCCCAAUGGACUGAUCCUUUUCACUCACGGCAAGCCUCAAGAGAGGAAAGAUGUCAGGAGCCAGAAAAAUACAAAGGUAGACUUCUUUGCAGUUGAGCUCCUAGAUGGGAACCUCUACUUGCUGCUGGACAUGGGCUCUGGGACCAUUAAAGUCAAGGCCACUCAGAAGAAAGCCAAUGAUGGAGAGUGGUAUCAUGUGGACAUUCAACGAGAUGGAAGAUCAGGUACUAUAUCAGUGAACAGCAGACGUACCCCAUUCACUGCUAGUGGGGAGAGUGAGAUCCUAGAUCUGGAAGGUGACAUGUACCUGGGUGGGUUGCCUGAGAACCGGGCAGGACUCAUCCUUCCUACAGAGCUCUGGACAGCAAUGCUGAACUACGGCUAUGUCGGCUGUAUCCGAGACUUGUUCAUCGAUGGACGAAGCAAGAACAUCCGGCAGCUGGCAGAGGCACAGAAUGCAGCAGGAGUCAAGUCCUCCUGCUCCCGCCUCAGCACAAAGCAAUGCGACAGCUACCCCUGCAAGAACAACGCCGUCUGCAAGGAUGGCUGGAACCGCUUCAUUUGUGACUGCACUGGCACUGGCUACUGGGGCAGAACAUGUGAGCGAGAGGCCUCUAUCUUGAGCUAUGAUGGCAGCAUGUACAUGAAGAUCAUCAUGCCUAUGGUCAUGCAUACAGAAGCAGAAGAUGUGUCCUUCCGUUUCAUGUCCCAGCGCGCUUAUGGGCUGUUGAUGGCAACCACCUCUCGAGACUCUGCUGACACUCUGCGCCUGGAGCUUGAUGGAGGCCGUGUCAAACUUAUGGUCAAUUUAGACUGUAUCAGGAUAAACUGUAACGCCAGCAAGGGACCUGAAACUCUUUAUGCUGGGCAGAAGCUCAAUGACAAUGAGUGGCACACUGUCCGGGUAGUUCGGCGAGGAAAGAGCCUCAAGCUGAUGGUGGAUGAUGAUGUUGCUGAGGGCACAAUGGUUGGUGAUCACACCCGCUUAGAGUUCCACAACAUCGAGACAGGGAUCAUGACGGAGAAACGCUAUAUCUCUGUCAUCCCCUCCAGCUUUAUUGGCCACCUCCAGAGCCUCAUGUUCAACGGGAUGCUCUAUAUUGAUCUGUGCAAGAACGGUGACAUUGACUAUUGCGAGUUGAAGGCACGCUUUGGUCUCCGCAACAUUAUAGCUGACCCUGUGACGUUCAAGACCAAGAGCAGUUACCUGAGCUUGGCCACUUUGCAGGCUUAUACAUCCAUGCACCUCUUCUUUCAGUUCAAGACCACCUCAGCUGAUGGGUUCAUCCUCUUUAACAGUGGUGACGGCAAUGACUUUAUUGCAGUUGAACUAGUUAAGGGGUAUAUACACUAUGUGUUUGACCUUGGAAAUGGACCUAAUGUUAUCAAAGGCAACAGUGAUCGUCCUCUUAAUGACAACCAGUGGCACAAUGUCGUCAUCACCAGAGAUAACAGUAACACACACAGCCUAAAGGUGGACACUAAGGUGGUCACUCAGGUUAUCAAUGGUGCCAAAAAUCUGGAUCUUAAAGGUGAUCUCUACAUUGCUGGCCUAGCUCAAGGCAUGUAUAGCAACCUCCCAAAGCUUGUGGCCUCGCGUGAUGGAUUUCAGGGCUGUCUAGCAUCUGUGGACUUGAAUGGGCGUCUGCCUGAUCUAAUCAAUGAUGCUCUGCACCGCAGUGGGCAGAUUGAGCGUGGAUGUGAAGUUGAGUUGACCAAAGCUGACCUGCAAGGACCAAGCACUACCUGUCAGGAAGAUUCUUGUGCAAAUCAGGGUAUCUGUAACCAGCAGUGGGAAGGCUUCACUUGUGAUUGCUCCAUGACUUCAUAUUCUGGGAGCCAGUGUAAUGACCCUGGUGCCACAUAUAUAUUUGGGAAGAGUGGAGGUCUCAUACUGUACACCUGGCCAGCUAAUGACCGACCGAGCACAAGGACAGACCGUCUUGCUGUGGGCUUCAGCACAACAGUGAAGGAUGGCAUUCUCGUUCGGAUUGACAGUGCCCCUGGACUUGGUGAUUUUCUGCAGCUGCACAUAGAGCAAGGCAAGAUUGGUGUAGUUUUCAAUAUUGGCACAGUGGACAUCUCUAUUAAAGAGGAAAGCACACCUGUAAAUGAUGGCAAAUACCAUGUAGUACGCUUUACCAGGAAUGGUGGCAAUGCCACACUUCAGGUUGACAGCUGGCCGGUGAAUGAACACUAUCCAACAGGCAACACUGAUAGUGAACGGUUCCAAAUGGUAAAACAGAAAAUCCCCUUCAAAUAUAACCGGCCAGUAGAGGAGUGGCUGCAGGAAAAAGAUGAUGCAACACCGCAUCACCACUUGACUUCGAGACCCGUCACGACGACCACCAAAAUUGGACGACAGUUAACGAUCUUCAACACCCAGGCGCAAAUAGCCAUAGGAGGGAAGGAUAGAGGACGUCUCUUCCAAGGCCAGCUCUCCGGUCUCUAUUACAAUGGCUUGAAAGUGCUGAACAUGGCAGCAGAGAACAACCCCAACAUUAAAAUCAAUGGAAGUGUCCGACUUGUUGGGGAAGUCCCUUCCAUCUUGGGAACAACACCUACAACCUCCGUGCCACCGGAAAUGUCUACUACAGUCAUGGAAACUACAACUACAAUGGCCACCACUACAACCCGAAAAAAUCGUUCGCCACCCAGCAUCCAGACAACAGAUGACAUCGUUUCAUCAGCUGAAUGUUCCAGUGAUGAUGAAGAUUUCAUUGACUGUGAACCUAGUACAGUGGCAGAGAACUCUUACUGGAGAUCAGCCUCAGAGGUAUGAAUUAUAUAUCUAUAAAUAUGUUCAUAAAGCAGAAUGCAGGGCAGCUCCAAGGCUAAAGUAGACCUUUUAUAUCCCCAGUGAUCUUGGUAGUUUAAAGAAAAGCACAAGUCUGUGAAAACAGUAUAUGUGCUAGAUUUAAAGGCUAACUUUUAAGGAAUAUACACUCACUGUGGGUGUUUUUUUGUGGAAGGAGAAGGCCAAGAAGAGCAUUAGAGUGCUCAGGAUAAAGUUUCCAACCUCAUAGACCCCAGUUCUCUCAGUGUUGUUUCCAGUUUGCUGUUCAUAGAUUUGUUUUGCAACUGUACUGUUCACAAACAAACUAAUUUUGUGUCUGUAUCACUGCAGAGGAAAGCGUUUUAUCUGUUUCCUUUUUGUUUAAUUCUUCUAUGUUGUGUUGCCAACAGAAGCUUUUUAAAAACUAUGUUUCUGUUUGGGAAACAUCCAUCCCCUGCUUGGAGAGAAACCACAGCGUAGGUGAAACAUGAACGUGGAAAAUCUUUGUGAAAUCUUUGGAUUGCUAAAGCAAUCCUGAACUCACAGCCUAUCAGUGAACACUGUUAACUGGUGCCUAACAGCCAACAGAAAAAAAGGGGAAAAGAAACCUGUAACUACAGGACACAGUCCAUAUUAUCCCCAAAUAGAAUCUUAGUCUAUGACUUUUUGUUUUAAAGCCAUGCUCCAAACUGGGUGGCAACCUUGUCAUUUUGUUUUAAGCACAGAACAAUUUGGAAAUAAAAGCUGUAUGUUUUAUUCAAGGCUGCAAGGCAUUAAAUUUGCAAUUGAAAAAAUGGUAGACACUGUGAGAAAAAUAAAAACUUCAGAUAGGAAAAUAAAAACAUAAAAUCUGUCUCAAAUGUAUUUCCCUUCCAAAGUGUCAUGUGAGGUUUUUCAGGGUCUUCUCUACGGCUUUUUGUGGAGAUCCAAAUCUUUAAAGCAUUUGCCCUCCACAGCAAACCUUUCAGGAUCUGACUCCCAUGUAAGAUGUUCUUGGCAAUUCAGUGGCACUUCAUCUUUUAAAUCUUUCAGAGCUUACCUUUCAAACCAACGUGGGGCCCUGGGCAAGAGGCACCACUUCUCCAUCAAAGGGCCUCUGGCUCUAGGCAGCUUCCUGCUGCCUGAGCUGUCAUUUUGUGAUAGAUGGUUCUCCUUACACGCACACUUGUCAUCUCCCUGCCCUCAGACUCCCCCUUGUGUCUUUACAAGUAGAAAUGUAGUACCAGCAACAGCGUUUGCAGGUAUGAUACGAAAGGUUGCACUUGCUCCCCUCCAUAGAUGUUGCUGGUCGUGUUUCUCACACUUUUUUGUGUGCUUUUCAGAUUUUACAUUCUCUGUUAUCCUUAAAUAACAUGUUUCUUUUAGACUGAGUGGCAUUUUUAUCACACCAUUUUAAAGGAUGUUUUAACUCUGCUGUAAAUCACAUACCUCAAGAAGUAUUUUUGUGCUUGCAUCCUAUUAGACCUACAAGUUCUAGCUUACUGUGGGUUUUGUAUAAAUGCCUAACAUAGCAAUAAAACAGAAGCCAGCUUUGAUACCUAGAGUGCUUUUUCUGAGUUGCUUUCUCCCACACAGCUUUUUUUCAGUCUCACAGCUUCUUCCAUUACAGACAGAAAAAUAAAAAAAUUUGAAGCAUCAUUACCACCCUUGCAGCCGUCUCCCCAAAAGUAUGUUGUCUUAAGUAAAUGUAACAAAUUAACUUCUUGAUGGAGAACUGAUUCCUAAUGAAGGACCUUUAACAAUCUCUAUAUUUCUCUAAUAUAUAGGCAAAUGUAGAAUGGAUCACUGGACAUUUUGGAAUGAAACAGGAGAUGAGAUUAAGUGAUUGUGUUAAUCUAGCCUUCCUGAUAUGAAAGUUAUUUCUCCUCUCACAUGUAUUGUGAGAUUAAAAAUUUGCAAGACUCGUUCCUGAUUCUGUCCUAUUGUCUUCCAUCCGACAGACUUGCUGGAAUCAAAAAGCUCUGAUCUCUCCAUCACUUAUGUGAAACCCCACCACCAUAAUAACUUUAUCAACUUUUCUUAACAUUUCAGGAAGACCAUAAUUAUUUUAUAGUUGCAGUAGUCUUGAUCAUUGGCUCAAGUCCUCAACAGUGACAAAAAACUGUAGAACUGGUUUUAAGGGAAGUCUUACUGGAACAAAAAAAAAAAAAAAAAAUCUUCCUAUUACAUGUACAAUAUUACUAAUUCCUUCCAGAAAAGUAAUAAUUAAUAGGACCAAAAUAAUUUGUCUUUGGAAGAAAACUGCCUGAAGUGUUGCUCCAGAGGGUGGCAGAUAACUGCAUACCAGUGCUGUGUACCAGUACAACAGAUUUUAAGAACAAAGGCACUUUAAAGUUCUAGAUGAGCAAUUAAAAGCUGUCAGACUGAUUUUUUUCCAAUUGGGUGUCACAGAUGGUGCAUGAAAAUCACAGAUGAAUACUAUUUUUUAAUAGCAAAACACUGAUCUUAACAACUCAUCUAAAGGGACAUUACCUAUCCCUGACUUUCUGGAACUUAUAUUCCCGAAUUAUGCAAUUUUAUGUAAUGUGCACUUAAAUGAUUCUUUUUUUUAAUUCAUUUUGUACCAGACACACAGAUGAUCUUUCCCUCUGAGGCAUAAUGCAAGUUUACCUUGGGACCACCUGUUUGCAGAGAUUAUAGAUGCUCUACUCUAACCAUGGAUAGGGCUUCUGGACAUAUAUAAAUCAUAUUACAUGCUCCAGUUUCUACAUUACACAGACUACAGCUCAGAUGCACAAGCGCAAAUUGCUGUGUAGCCAUUUGGCAGCCUGCAUUUUCUGCUAUUUCCAUAGGGUUUUUUUCUAAUAUAUGUAGUUUGAAGGGGUUGCCAUUAUUUUACACAUAUAAAACUUAUUUCUUGUUCUUCUAUCCAGUAACAGAAAUGGUAUGAACAUGCUGAGGAAGCUCAGAAAACUAAACGUAUUUAAACUGACCCUUUGCAUCUUAGCUUAAAACUAAUUUUGCAUGAAAGUAGGUUAAGAGACUAUGUAAAAUACCACAUUUCUUAUUUUGGCCUAAUUUCUACGCUGGUACCCCUGAGAUAAAUCUGACAGUUUCAAUUGAUUAAACUGUGUCACCACUUAAUUUCUCAUUAAGGAUAAGAAUAAGCCAUAUUGCUAGUUCAGCUAUGCAGAUUUAAUCAAACUGUUAAGUACAUUUUUCAGUAUAUUGCUAUCUUCAAUAUGUAAUUUGUUCAAAUAUAUUGCUCUUCAAAUAUAUUUAGAAGGGAUUAUGAUUUUACACCAUAUUCUUUAUAGAACUCCCAUGGACAUUGCUGGCAGUAUUCGAUGGGAAACAAGUACAUGCAAUAUAUAGUGUAGGUAGGAAAGAGCAGAAUUUGACCCUGAUGCUGUUCAGCAUCAUAACAAUGCCAAACUGUUCAUUAGCAGUUAUUAAUACAUAAGUAAACUACAGUAAAAUUAUUAAUUUAGAAGAUAAAAUUCAUUUUGCAUAUCUUUCCUAAACUAAUGGUGAGUAUAAAUAAAAUUUUCCCAUGCAUUAGAAAUAUUUCCUACUGAGUUGCACCCCUUCCAACAGAUUUAGAUGACUACUCAUGGUGUCAGAUGAAAUCUUCAGUUUAUAUUUAAAACAGCUAGUUUAAGUGGCUAGCCAAAGAAAAAUUGCCCAAGGGAGAAUUUAUACACAAACUUUCAAAAGCGAUAUGGCUCACCCUAAAAAACUGUCAUUGACCUGAUGUCAGCAGAAAACCAUAUGAUCUAGACUAAAUGAAUUAAAGAAAUACAUUAUGCUUCCACAUCAGAGUAAAACAAUGGAGUAGUAAUUAUCCAUACACUCAAAAACAGAAGUACAGUCAUAUUGCAAUAAAUAGACUACUACCCUAAAAGUUGCAAUAUUGCUGCUCAGAAACCAAAUUUUGGAAAUGACACAUUGAUUUUCUUGUUUCUGUUGCAGCUUACGCUGUGGGAAAGCACAAAAGUUACAGAUAUAGCUUCCUUGUUCUACUUCAAGAGUAGACCAUAAGCCUGCCUUAUAUUUAGUCUUUUGUAGGCAGGUAGCCAUCACCCUAGGAAAAAGUAGCCCUGGUCACAGAAGAAAUAACAGUAGGUGUGAAGAAAACUUUUGUUGUUUUCCCAGCCACUGCUGGGCUCGAGUACUAAUUUGUGUUAUCAGAGUCCUCAUUCAGUUUUAUCAUCAAUCACAAUAAAGUCUAUCUAAUUUUGUAAUCAAAUUAUAGUAAAAGAAUAUCAAGAAGAACUGAAGAUCAAGACGGUAUGGUAUUAGUAGUGCCAAAAGAUGCAAGGAAAGAGGCAUCCCUAGUCCCAUCCCUAGUGUCAAACAAAAUGGUAAAGAAAGAUUAAAAAGAGACGAACAAAUGUUGAGUAGAGCUCUGUACCUUAACGGACCCCAGUAAGUACUUCGUUCUUUUUCCAUCCCUCACUUUCAUGAAUCUUCCCACAAUUGAUUAAUGAGGCAACAAUCAAGAAGAAAUGGUUGAAUAGGAAAGGGCUUAGGGAAAGGCCUUAGAAAUGGCUACAGAAGGAGUGCAGACUUGAAUAGAAGAGAAUAAAUGCCAAUAUCAUCUUAAAUUAAAAGAAUCAGAGAAGGAAAAACUGGCAAGAUGAGCAGUAAAAUCCAUUUAGGACAACUUUGUUCUAUGGAAGUCUAAAAUAAUUCAUUUUAACAGUCUUGUAUCUAAAUGCUUAAGAAAGAUUACUACCAAAAAUCAGUGUCCACAGAGUCACUUGAGAGUAUCUUCAAAAAUAAAAAUAAAUGUUGGUCCCAAGACACUCAGUAUGUACCUAGCAUAGGCUAAAAGAGCGUGGAAAUGGAACAUGCAGUUUUCCAACAUCAAAGCAGGGUGGGAGGGAAGAAUGACAGGCACCCCCAGGAAAGUAUGUUGGUAGUGUAGUUAGGAAGAGAACAUUUUUUUGUAAUGCCCAAAUCCUCUAGUGCCCUUGAGUUAAGUGGAUUGAAAAUGUGUCAUUAAAAUGUACUAAUCCUCUUUUUUUUUCUCUUUUGCA